This is a messenger RNA of Bombus impatiens (common eastern bumble bee), 1380 nucleotides long. Its product is annotated as cilia- and flagella-associated protein 73. Lineage: Eukaryota; Metazoa; Arthropoda; Insecta; Hymenoptera; Apidae. The transcript is spliced from 4 exons. The coding region runs from base 599 to 1327 and encodes 242 amino acids. The record is from RefSeq and is a predicted model, not a curated record.
GAAUUUGUUAUAUCUAAUACAUAUCCAUGGUCCAGAUGUAUGUUCAAUUAAAAUAUGCUACAUAGAAAAUCUAGGGAUUUUUGGUUAGUAAAGAAACAAACCUGUAUUUCAAAUUGUUUGAUCAAUGGAUUAUACGUACAAUUAACAUCUUCUCGUGGAAUAUUAAAAAUUUAGUGAACAUCGUAUUAAAACAUUCAUUUUUAUUCACAUCACUUUGUACUAAAUUAAAAUGGCUACCAUACAAGAAGAAGUAAAAAAUUUUAUUCGACGAGCUGUUAUUACAGCAGACCCGCAGAAAGCUGUUACGGAAUACUUCCUCUCGAAGCAAAAAGAUCGUGAUGUUAAGUAAUGUAACAAAGAAACUAUUUCAUAUAAUCAAUUUGCGAUACAUUACAAGUAUAUUCUUUGCAUUCUUUUAUUUUCAGUUCGAUAACAAUUAGGAAACUGAUGUAAAAUUUUAUGAAAAAGAAAGUAUCCUGAAUGGGAUAAGCCAAGAGUUUACCCGGCAUUAGAAGUAGUUAGAGCGCGUUGUGAGUUAGCAAAAACCGAAGAGAGAUUACAUGCAAAAUGGGUCGAACAAGAGAAAAAGCGGAAAUUCAUGGACGAGCAAUGGGACGAGAUGAGACGUCAGGAAUUGUUCCUCCGAGAAUCAUUUAUAAAAUUCAACAGAUUCGUGAGAGAAAAUCAAGAAAAACGUGAUCGCGCGGAUAGCAAAAUUAAAGAAGAACGUGAUCGUCAAGCAAGUAGGAUGGAAGAAAUAAAAGAACUCGAAGAAAAAUUAAGUUACAUGAAUGAUGUUCGAGAUAGAAUGAAGAAAUAUGUACAAGAAUAUAAAAAAUAUCAUGAUUAUUUAGACAGGGUCAUUGUCGAAACAGGCGAAUUUCAUUCAAUUUCUGAGAUUUUUAAUCGUUACGAAACUUUAAUCGAAGCACGAACGAUUUUGUCCGAGCAUCAGGAUAAAAAUCUCGAGAUAUUAGAAGAAAGGGGAACAGAAAUGCAUCAUAUGACGGAGUCAAAGUCACAAAAAAUUAUGGGGUUGAAUAGUAAAUUAGCGCAACUACAAGCAAGACGCGAUUGGGCAGAAGUACAAGCUCGUAAAUGGGAAACAAUCGUGGCUGAAAUAAAAGUAACUGCAGCGGAGAAAAAUUUGGAGCACAUGCAAGUAAAAACGUGUUGCUGGAAUCUAUAUCAACAGAUCUGCAAGAGAAAGGAUAUUCCCGUGACUGUAAGCAAAGAUGACGUCGAGCAACAGUUAGAUCAUAUUAAACGAACCAUUCUUGAAUUAAAACGAAUCAUAAGAGUUGCAAAAAAACGCGCAGCGAAAUAAGAGAAUCGUUUUACUUGAAAUUACUUGUCCAGCUACUGUAAAUAAAUAUUCUA